AUAUGUCUCAAGAUGGCGGCCAAUGCGGGAUCGAUGUUUCAAUAUUGGAAGCGCUUUGAUUUACAGCAACUGCAGAGAGAACUGGACACCACUGCCACGCUACUGGCCAACAGACAGGAUGAGAGCGAACAGUCUAGGAAAAAACUCAUCGACCAGAGCCGCGAGUUUAAGAAAAACACACCAGAGGAUCUACGCAAGCAGGUAGCUCCCUUACUGAAGAGCUUUCAGGCCGAGAUCGACGCAUUGAGUAAAAGAAGUAAAGAAGCAGAGGCAGCCUUCUUGAAUGUCUAUAAGAGAUUGAUCGAUGUCCCAGAUCCGGUCCAUGCUCUGGAGCUAGGUCAGCAGCUCCAGCUGAAGGUUCAGAGGAUGCACGACAUCGAGACAGAGAAUCAAAAACUCAGAGAGACACUGGAGGAGUACAAUAAGGAAUUUGCAGAAGUCAAGAACCAAGAGGUCACUAUUAAAGCACUUAAGGAGAAGAUCCGGGAGUACGAGCAGAACCUGAAGAGCCAAGCGGAGAACCUGGCCCAGGAGAAGGAGCAGCAGCUCCAUAACGACUAUGCAGAGAAAGAGAGAAAGCUUCAGGAGUCCCAAGAGUCCAUGGCCUCUAAACUGGAAGAGGCUGAUCAUAAAGCCCAGUCCCUACAAACAGCACUUGAAAAAACUCAGGCAGAGCUUUUCGAUCUGAAGAAUAAGUACGACGAAGAGUCCACAGCAAAGGCCGAUGAGAUUGAGUUGAUAAUGACUGACCUGGAGAGAGCCAAUCAGAGAGCUGAGGCUGCAGAGAGGGAAGCAGAGGCUCUGAGGGAACAGCUGACCUCUGCAAACAAGUCCCUGCAGCUGGCCACCCAGAUCCAGACCGCCCCUGACAUGGAGCAGGCAGUGGAGGUGGUGUCCCGCAGCAGUCUAGAGGCUGAGCUGAGCGCUAAGGAGCGAGAGAUGGUGCAACUGGUGGAGGAUGUACAGAGACUGCAGGCCAGCCUGUCCAAGCUCAGAGAGAACUCCUCCAACCAGAUCAGCCAGCUGGAGCAGCAGCUCAGCGCCAAGAGUGCGACCCUCAAGCAACUGGAGGAGAAGCUGCAGGAACAGGCUGACUAUGAGGAAGUGAAGAAAGAACUGAGUAUCCUCAAAUCCAUGGAGUUUGGGUCCACUGACAGUUCCACGGUGCAGGAUUCGUCUAAGCCACUGGAAGUCUUGCUGUUGGAGAAGAACCGCAGUCUGCAGUCUGAGAGUGCCUCUCUGCGCAUUGCUAACACAGAGCUAAGUGCGCGCUACGCUGAGCUGCAGCUGGAGUUCUCUGCGGCAGUGAGAACCAGCGCCGAGCAGAAGGAACUCAUCCUGAAACUGGAACACGACCUGAGCACCAUCCAGACCAUGUCCUCCCUGCCACGCCCUGAUGCCGAGGGUUCUGAACUGACUAACCUCGACAGGAUCCCUGAACCCAUCAAAGAGGCCACCGCUCUUUUCACAGGCAUGGGAGGUGCACCACAGACAGAGUUACCCCAGGGUCAGAUGGAUUCUCUGCUCUCCAUCAUCUCCAGUCAGAGAGAAAGAUUCCGCUCACGCAACCAGGAGCUGGAGGCAGAGAGUCGUCAGAUGCAGCAGACGAUGCAGGCCCUGCAGACAGAGCUGGACAGUCUGAGAGCUGACAACAUUAAGUUAUAUGAGAAGAUCAAGUUCCUGCAGAGUUACCCAACCAAAGCUGGAGGGACUGAUGACACAGUGAUGCGCUACUCCUCCCAGUACGAGGAAAGACUGGACCCCUUCGCCUCCUUUAGCAAGAGGGAGCGUCAGAGAAGAUAUUUGAGCCUCAGCCCAUGGGACAAAGCUACUCUCAGCUUCGGACGUGUCAUCUUGUCUAAUAAAACAGCUAGAACCAUUGCUUUCUUCUACACUCUCUUCCUCCAUCUCCUGGUCUUUUUGGUCCUGUAUAAAACCGCCUGGAGUGAGAGCAUUGGCAGAGACUGUACAGCAUACUGUGCUAAGAAGUACUCGGAUCACCUGCACCGUUUCCAUGAGAACGGGGACAAUGGGGAUAUGUGGCAGUGAUGUCACAGUGUCUGUGAGGGCAAGGACACACAUAGAACCUAUAGCUUUGUCCUUUCUUCAGCUUUCUGCAGUAACUCCUUUAGCUCACUAGAGGGUGAUCUUGCUUUUGCUUUUAAACUAUUGUAGCCAUUCUCUGUAAUGUAUACAGUUAGACUUUAAUGAGACAUUUAAUCUUUAAGUAAUCAGAAAGUAUCUAUUGAAAGUUAUACUGAAUCAGUCUGUAGUGAGAGCCAGUUUAAUUUAGCUCCUCUUUUUUCAGCCAUACUCGGAAAUGGCUGUUAAUUAUGAAAAUGAAUGAUGGUAAAUGGGAUACUAAAUAAAAUUGGUAGUGUAUUGGUAUGCAGGUUCUGGAUCCCAAUUUUUCUGGUGACAGGGCAUAUAGGUACCUUAUUUAUCUGAGCGCUGUCUAACUCGGAGGUGGACUUCCUAAGCCAAACAUUCAAAUCUGUCACUUUAUUCAGUGUUUGGUGUGUUGGGCAUAAAUUGAAAGAUAACAGGCCGUGGGCUCGCGUGUUAUUCACAAAACCGGAACCAUCAAAGCGAAAACAGGCUGGCGGCGUUUAGGUGCAGUUUGCUUUGUCGCUAAUGCUCACAAAACCCAUGUACUGUUUCCUGGGAUUGGAGGGGAUUUUAGAAAUUAUUUUCCUGUCCGGUUCUCAUCGUAUCUCGCGUGAUUGAAAGUCGAUAUAAUUUUAAUGCCGUUAACGUGUGGUUCUAAGUGGGUCACGGGAUUGACAUAUUUAAUCUGUCGCUCAUACUUUCUUAAUCGUGUAUUUCGCUACCUGCUAUUAAAAUAAUUUCUUUUUCGCAAGAUUCAAGUUUCAGAUUCAGAUGUUGGUUUUCCUAGUGGAAUUUCUGGACACAAAGUUACAUGAGGCCCAGAGCCUAGAGAGGGGUCAACAUGCCAAAUCAUCUCUACAGUUACUGUGUGAGAGAUUUUCAUUCACUGUAAGAGCUUAACGUGCACAGGCCACAGGCAUGUGUUCACCUAAAGGAUGCUGCAGAAAUGAAAGUGGAAGAAAUCAUUUAACCCACUUUUAAUCUGUUAGGAUCUGAUUAUUAAGAGCUUAAUCAUGCUGUAAAAUGUGUCAUUUGCGCUGGAAUGUCUGUUUUUCAUAGCUAAAAUGUAUCUGUUACUGUAACUGUCUUGCAUUCUUUUGCUUUUUUUGUUCCU
Molecule: messenger RNA, 3223 nt
Organism: Chanos chanos (milkfish)
Lineage: Eukaryota; Metazoa; Chordata; Actinopteri; Gonorynchiformes; Chanidae
Gene: cux1b
Product: cut-like homeobox 1b
Exons: 23
Coding region: 13-2049 (678 amino acids)
Biological process (GO): intra-Golgi vesicle-mediated transport; regulation of transcription by RNA polymerase II
Cellular component (GO): nucleus; Golgi membrane
Molecular function (GO): DNA-binding transcription factor activity, RNA polymerase II-specific; RNA polymerase II transcription regulatory region sequence-specific DNA binding
Source: RefSeq, a predicted model, not a curated record